Messenger RNA from Paramecium octaurelia, 1175 nucleotides. NCBI's taxonomy places the organism in Eukaryota, Ciliophora, Oligohymenophorea, Peniculida, Parameciidae. The record is from the annotation of a GenBank genome assembly.
AUGAUUGAUUUUAGUUAUCUGCGACCUCCAGCUGAUGUGUAUUAAAUCAAACAUGAUCGUAAUUUAAGAUCUCUUAUCCAUUAGCAUUCUAUAUUAAGCAUGGAGAAGGGAAGAAUCACGUUAGAAAAAUAUUCUUUCACCAAGAAUUUGAUGAUUAUGAAAAACAAAAAAUAAAGGAGUUGGUGGCGAGUAUCCAAUAACACAAAUUAGCAUUGCCUCCUGAGUAAUAUCAUUUUAAAGCUUUAGUUGGUGCCAAGAGUUGACUCUCAAAUAUUGUUAUUCAGGAGGCUUUGAAAUCAGCAAAUGCAUUCAGAGGUUACAAAAACAUUUGGAGUGGAUAAAUGACGACAAUUAUCAGGUCCUGUCUCCAGAGGCUGAAUAAUAUUUGGUUUCAAUUAAUAAAUAUUCAAUUUAGAAACAAGGCUACAUCUAUCAAUUUGGAAGAGAUCACCAAUACCGACCUGUUGUUUAUAUUUAAUUGCAUAUGAUUUCGAAAAACAAACUUCACGUACCCACUCUUUUAAAUGCAGCAACAGCUAUUGGGAACAUAGUAACCAAGUUUAUGUAUACUCGUGGUUACGUUGAAAAUUGGAUAGUCAUAUUGGAUAGUGGUGGUAGUGGAUUAUUUGAUUUCCCAUUCUCCACUCUCAGUAUGAUCAACGAAUUCUUUUCAAUAAACUACACUAGUUCAUUGCAUAAGAUGUUUAUUUUGAACCCUUCCUUCUUCUUCAACUCCUCCUGGAAAUUAAUUGAAAGUAGUUUCAAAUCCUAUACAUAGAAAUCAUCCACCCUGAGACUGCUGCCAAAAUCAAUUUCCUCAAAGCUUCAGAUUUCUACAAAUUGCAAGAAUUAAUUCCAGCCGAAGAGAUCGAAAUCAAAUAUGGAGGACAACAUCCGAAUCUAGUCAAUUUCUGGCCUCCCAUUAACACUAAGGCUUAAAACAAUUAACCUAACGAUGAGUUCUAAUACAAUUAAAGACCACAAACUCUUACGAAACGUACUUAAAGUGUUAAAGAAUCUGAAUAUUUUAGUAUUGAUAAUAAUUCCAAAGAGUUUUAUAAUAAUUCUAAAAUGAAAGGUAAUCUAUUAUUAAAGUAGAAUAUCGGAUACACGAACAGUUUCAAGAAAUUGAUUAAUAAAACUCAAAAUGUUGUUCUUGUAAAAUAAUGUGAAAC